UAAGAAAAAUAUUGUGAAAGGGUAUGCUUGUAAAUUCGUUGUAAAGUCAAAAUCAACCGGUCUGGUCUUUUAUUGGCUUCAAAACCUUCUGGAUAACAUGAAUGUGUGAAGAGGAGAGGAGCAGCUGCCAGAACCUCAAAACUAAGCAAUCAAAUUGCUGACAUUAGAUUUCAAGAAUCCUCACUUGAUACUGAAGUUGAAAUCUAUUGAGGAUGAAUUCUUCUUGUUUGAUUGGGGAUAAGUGCCUCCACUCAUCUUCCAAUCUUACAAAACCAUUAUCACAGCAUAAACAGCGAUCAAGGAAGACUGUUGUAUUGGCGUCAAAUGAGGAGUUUUCGGGUACAAGGCGUGUUAUUUUGGGGAGUGCUGGAGCGUUGUUGCUUCCAAUUUUGACCUUUGAUAUUGGGUUAACCCCAUCACUAGUUAGGGCAGAAGAGAAGAUAAACCCGAAAGACCUAAAUGAGGAUGAUGGGGAUAAAGGAAUUUUGGAUGGGAUGAAGUCCUUGUUUGAUCCAAAUGAAAAAACGAAGUCGGGGAAAGUGUUGCCAAAGGCGUACUUGAAGACUGCGAGGGAAGUUGUGAAGACUUUGCGUGAAUCGGUGGAGGAAGAUCCGAAAGAUAAUGCCAAGUUUAGACGGACUGCAGAUGCUGCAAAGGAGUCUAUUCGUGAGUAUUUGAGCAAUUGGAGAGGCCAGAAAUCAGUGGCGUCUGAGGAAUCUUAUAUGGCACUCGAGAAAGCAAUUAGGGCAUUGGCUGGCUUCUAUUCAAAGGCAGGUCCUUCGGCCCAGCUUCCUGAAGAUGUGAAAUUGCAAAUUCUGGAUGAUUUGAACAUUGCAGAGUUAUCUCUAUAGUAUAGUAUUUCCUCAUCUGUAUCGAGUUCAUUUCUUGUGAACAACUAUUACUCCAACCCUGUUAGAGCCUGGGACUAACAAACAGAAAGGCCAUGUAACUUUAGGCAAUGUUUGUGAUAUCACCAGUGCAAGAACAUUUCCAGUCAUUUCUUGUGAACAACUAUUACUCCAACCCUAUUAUAGCCUGGUACUAACAAACAGACUGGCAAUGUAACUUUAGGCAAUUUUUGU
Messenger RNA from Papaver somniferum (opium poppy), 1082 nucleotides. Its product is annotated as photosystem II D1 precursor processing protein PSB27-H2, chloroplastic-like. Bases 213 to 851 code for a protein of 212 amino acids. NCBI's taxonomy places the organism in Eukaryota, Viridiplantae, Streptophyta, Magnoliopsida, Ranunculales, Papaveraceae. The record is from RefSeq and is a predicted model, not a curated record. Gene Ontology annotation, cellular component: photosystem II; chloroplast thylakoid lumen. Gene Ontology annotation, biological process: photosystem II assembly; photosystem II repair. The transcript has 4 exons.